AUGUUUAAACCUCUUGGGCUAUUCUCUACUAUACAAUGUCCACAGAGGAAAACAUGCCAUCGCAGACCAUGUCCGUUCUCGCAUGAAGAUCCCAUCCUUACACAGCACCGCGCCUCUUCAUCUACAGUACCAGCGACAUCGAGCACACCAACAAAGGACCGCGUCGUGCAGAAGAACAGUUCUCCUAUUCCCACUCCAGACCGGGAACGCCUUGUGAACAGGAAGGCUUCUCCUAUUCCCGCGACCGACACUCCCAAUGUCAUCCCUGCUAAGAGACACGUAGAUCCUCUCAGGGGUGCGGAAGACGAACGGCCUAGAAAGUUCAAGGCUGUUGCUGCCCCUGUUGCAUCGACGAGUACAUAUGGUACAGUGACCCCGCGGAAAACAAUUCCGGUAUCCGUUCCUGUCCCGAUAUCCGAAGCAACGACUGGUCCACCUGUCCUCGCCAUCAACGCCGCCAACUCUAGGAUCCCUAUGAAAGAUAGACAAGUGAUGGUUUCUCGUCUCUGGGAAGAGUUCACCAAGCUCUACGCUUUAAUCCGUCCCGGGCCAGCGCCAGAACUGGCAAGAGAACAUGCGCUUAAGCAGGAGGCGGACGUGUACGACAAGACGAACAAGAUGACAUAUCGGAAUGCCAUCAUAACUACUAUUGCCGUGUUGAAGAAACGCAUUGCGCCCACCACGAGCUCUCACCCUUCAGUCGGCACCGAGGCACAGGUUGCCGCCCGCCUUCGCGAGCAACAGUCCAUCUCCGCCCUACUCGUCACCGCCAACGACCUCGAGCUAGCCGUUCUGUCCAAAGAAGACAUGCUGAAGUGGGAAUACGUUGUCGACGCUCCCGAAGGUCCCGGCGGUGAUCGAGUUGCGGACGAAGGGCUCACGAAGACGUGCGAACGAUGCGGGACAGAGUUCGCCGUGCAUGGCGAGGGUUUCGACAGCGCCGAGUGCAAGUUUCAUUGGGCACGACCACGUAUGCAGAAGGUUCCUGGAGGGAAGAAGGAGAAGUUCUACGCAUGCUGUCAAUCUAGCGAUUCACGCGAGGGAUGUCAGCUCGGAGCACAUGUGUUUCGCGAGCUCUCAACAGAGGACCUCCAUGCCAGGCAUCCUUUCACACCGACGGCGCCUUUUGCUGCAGACAAGGGAAAGGGGACGAUGUUGGAUGUGGUCGCGUUGGACUGUGAGAUGAUAUAUACCACGCAGGGGAUGAGCUGUGCACGGGUGACGGUGGUUGAUGCGGGAGGGAACGAGGUGCUAGAUGAACUGGUGCGGCUGGAUGAGGGUGUGAAACCACUAGACUACAAUACACGCUUUUCUGGCAUCAGGAGUCUUCAAAAUGCCGUGCUUGACUUGGAAGGCGUCCGUGCCGCGCUCUCACACAUCAUCGGGCCCGAAACGAUCAUCAUCGGCCACGCGCUAGAAAACGAUCUCAAAACCAUGCGCAUGCUCCAUUAUCGUGUAGUCGACACGGCCGUCGUCUUUCCGCACCAUCACGGUGCUCCAAUACGACAUGCCCUUAGGGAGCUGGUCAAGGUUCAUUUGGGCCAGCUAAUCCAGACCGCCGGGGCGGAGGGACAUUCGAGUGCUGAGGAUGCGACGGCGGCACUGAAUUUGGUCAAGUUUUGGGUGAAGAGGGAGAGGGAGAAGAAGACGGCUGGAUUGAGCACGAGCACGGCACCUGCCGUUGUUGUGAAGAAAUCUGAGGACGUGGAGAUGAACGCAUCGAAUGCAAGUGGAAUCAACGGUACAGUUUCGUAG
Molecule: messenger RNA, 1755 nt
Organism: Dacryopinax primogenitus
Lineage: Eukaryota; Fungi; Basidiomycota; Dacrymycetes; Dacrymycetales; Dacrymycetaceae
Exons: 4
Coding region: 1-1755 (584 amino acids)
Cellular component (GO): nucleus
Molecular function (GO): nucleic acid binding; exonuclease activity
Source: RefSeq, a predicted model, not a curated record